GAUUUUUAUAAUGCUUUGCCCUACUUGACUGGACUGGAUUAAGACAGGAGGAUGGUUUUAAACAAUCUCAGGUUAAUUGUGCUGGUUGUCAUAUAAAUAUGGAGCGGCAGGAGUUAGGCGGGGAGAAAGCCAGUAGAAGUUUUUACACGUCUGCCUUUGGAGCGCACUCGAGUCGAUCUUCGUCUUAUCUGCUGUCGGAUACACCGAGCUCUCUGAGCCCCGAGCCUCUAUCUCCUUACGUAUCCUUACCCAACACAGCGUCUUGUACCAACUCGCAAGUUACUUUUGGGUGCCACUUCGCCAACAGUUUCUACAGUUGCAAAGCUCCUCCAAGCGCAGUGUUUCAGCAGCGAGUCAUGAACCACCACAGUGUUAAUGGGAAAGUAUAUGGACACUUGGCUGAUACCCAAGAUGUGGUGGAUUUCAGUAGAGCCGCAAUACACUGCAGUGAAGGUCCGACCAGGGUUCGGGACGUUGGUGUGUAUCAGGGCUAUGCAGGACCCUAUAGGAUCCCUGGAUAUAUUGAUGUCCCUGUAGUUCAGUGCGCCAGGACCAGAGAUCACAAACAUGAAAGUCCUUUCGUAAUGGAGGACUACGAGCCCUGGAACUGGUCGACCAGUUGGAGCAACCAGAUUUAUUGUCCGAAAGAGCAAGCGGCCAGCCCGCAUAUCUGGAAAUCGUCACUAACAGAAGACGCAGCGCCUGAUACCGGCCCUUUUCUUCGGCGCGGGAGGAAGAAACGGGUUCCAUAUACGAAAUUGCAGCUGAAGGAACUCGAGCAUGAAUACACCGUUACAAAGUUUAUUACCAAAGAAAGGCGAAGACGGAUAGCGUCCUCCACUAACCUGUCAGAGAGACAAGUCACUAUAUGGUUUCAGAAUCGCCGUGUUAAGGACAAGAAAAUAAUUUCCAAAAUAUCUAAAGACUUUGAAUCUUUUUAAUGAAUUACCAUCUAAACUAAUUUUAUACUCAGUUCAACUUUGUUAAUGGUCUGAAGCUCCUUAUUUAUAGAAAAGUGUCCUAAUGUGCUGUAAGUUUUAUUGCUCCAUUUUAACAGCUUUAUAUAUAUAUAUAUAUAUUAUUGAAUGAUUAGUGUUAUUCUGCAAGCACCUCAAUUGUUUUUCAGACACAUAAUUUAAAGGGUUAAGGCUACUGAAGACAUCUAUUAUAUUAUACGCUAUAUGGUAAUCCUACAAUAUUAGUUUAUUUUGUGGUGAGGCCAGUCUGGAUUCCUUAUGUACACUUCCGUUCUGUUUGUGCAGAUGUUAACAAUGAUUUGCUUCAAUGUUUUCCCAAUAAAAUGUCAUUGCAUCA
Molecule: messenger RNA, 1314 nt
Organism: Pangasianodon hypophthalmus (striped catfish)
Lineage: Eukaryota; Metazoa; Chordata; Actinopteri; Siluriformes; Pangasiidae
Gene: hoxd13a
Product: homeobox D13a
Exons: 2
Coding region: 99-941 (280 amino acids)
Biological process (GO): regulation of transcription by RNA polymerase II
Molecular function (GO): DNA-binding transcription factor activity, RNA polymerase II-specific; RNA polymerase II cis-regulatory region sequence-specific DNA binding
Source: RefSeq, a predicted model, not a curated record